This is a messenger RNA of Hirsutella rhossiliensis, 639 nucleotides long. RefSeq names its product RNase H domain-containing protein. Gene Ontology annotation, molecular function: nucleic acid binding; RNA-DNA hybrid ribonuclease activity. Bases 1 to 639 code for a protein of 212 amino acids. Lineage: Eukaryota; Fungi; Ascomycota; Sordariomycetes; Hypocreales; Ophiocordycipitaceae. The transcript is spliced from 2 exons. The record is from RefSeq and is a predicted model, not a curated record. Gene Ontology annotation, biological process: DNA replication, removal of RNA primer.
AUGAGCAUCCUCCCAACGCCUGGCCGGGAGCUAAUGAAGAGGCACGCACCCCCUCAGCCCGACCCGACAGGGGGCGUAGACAAAACGCAGGCGGCUCGAGACUUCCACUCGUGGCUCCGGGUAUGCCCUGAAGAUACCCUCAUCGUCUACACUGACGGCUCGCAGAGCGAAGACGGCGCCUGCGGGUAUGGGUACUCAGUGUGGCUAGGCCCCAGCGAAGUGACCUACGGCAGCGGUCGGGUCCUACUCGCUGAGGUCUACGACGCAGAGGUGGAAGGCGCCCUCGAGGGGCUUCGAGCGGCACUCACGUGGUCCCCCAGAACCCCGGACCAGCAGUGGCCGAUAGUCGUCUGCCUUGAUAACACUGCGGCUAUAAGAGCCAUACGAGGCAGCCCAUCGAUCUCGUCGCAAGCGGCUGCGGAGAAGUUCGCUGAGGCCGCGGCUCGACACGGAGAUGUCAGCACGCGUUGGUGCCCCGGCCAUACGGGGAUCGCCGGCAACGAGCGGGCCGACCAGCUAGCAAAGGAGGGCUGCCGGGCCGAGGGUCCGGACAGAUCGCCGACCUACGCGAACAUCAAGAGACAGGCCAAGGCUGCGGCCAGGCGCGACUUCCAGGACUGGUGGGCCGCGGGGCCCUGA